GCUUGGGUAGGCACUGGGCUGGCUUGAGUGCCCCCGGACGCACUCCUGGCAGUGCUCCCUAGCGCUGCAACCACUGCUCUCCCUGCUCUCUGCUUCCUUGCCCCAGGUCAGGGCCGGGGAGCCAGGAAAUCCAGCCACCCUCACUUCUGCCCUCUCCCCCUCUAGGAGGGCCAUGGCCAGGACAGAGUCCUCGCUGUUGAGAUCCCUAAGCCCCAGCCCAGGUCCUGAUGACAGUGAGGUGGAGCUGGACUGCUGGUUUGAUGAGGAUUUCAAGUUCGUCCUGCUGCCUGUGAGCUACGCAGUUGUCUUUGUGCUGGGUCUGGGCCUCAAUGCCCCGACUCUCUGGCUCUUUCUCUUCCGCCUCCGACCCUGGGACGCAACGGCCACCUACAUGUUCCACUUGGCGUUGUCAGACACCUUGUAUGUGCUGUCACUGCCCACCCUUGUCUACUAUUACGCGGCCCGCAACCACUGGCCCUUUAGCACCGGGUUAUGCAAGUUCGUGCGCUUCCUCUUCUAUUGGAACCUCUACUGCAGUGUGCUUUUCCUCACCUGCAUCAGCGUGCACCGCUACCUGGGCAUCUGCCACCCCCUGCGGGCACUGCGCUGGGGCCGCCCUCGCCUUGCAGGCCUUCUCUGCCUGGCGGUUUGGUUGUUUGUAGCCGGCUGCCUCGUGCCCAACCUGUUCUUUGUCACAACCAGCACCAGAGGGGCUACCAUCCUAUGCCAUGACACCACUCGGCCUGAGGACUUUGACCACUACGUGCAUUUCAGCUCGGCAGUCAUGGGGCUGCUCUUCGGCGUGCCCUGCCUGGUCACUCUUGUGUGCUAUGGGCUAAUGGCCCGGCGCCUGUACCAGCCCUUGCCAGGUGCCGCCAAGUCAUCUUCUCGUCUCCGUUCUCUCCGCACCAUCGCUGUGGUGCUGAGUGUCUUCGCCGUCUGCUUCGUGCCUUUCCACAUCACCCGCACCAUUUAUUACCUGGCAAGGCUGUUGGAAGCUGACUGCCGGGUGCUGAACAUUGUCAACGUGGUCUAUAAAGUGACUCGGCCCCUGGCCAGCGCCAACAGUUGCCUGGAUCCUGUGCUCUACUUGCUCACAGGGGACAAGUAUCGACGUCAGCUCCGGCAGCUCUGCGGUGGUGGCGGGCCCCGGCCCCCCACGGCUGCCUCCUCCUUGGCGCUGGUGUCCUUGCCUGAGGACAGCAGCUUCAGGUGGGCGGCCACCACCCCAGGACAGUAGCUGCCCUAACUCCGAGGCAGAUAGGUUGUAACACUGGAAACUGGGAAGUGAGAGAGAAGGGGUGAGUGUAGGGCAGAGGUGUGGGAACAAUAGCGACGCCUGAUAAGGCACCUCCUCUUCUCCAGGCUCUGGAGAGAAGCCCUCGCCCUGAGGAGCUGGGGAGGCAGGGAAGUUGUGUGUGACCCCAUCUCUCAUAAACCUUUCAGCCGCCCUCUCUUUUUUAGCCAAAGACAGUAGCAGUCACUCCUCCGCCUCUACUUCUUUCUCUUUGUUUCUGUCCCUUCCCGGGGCCAUUGGUCCUGUUGCUUGGGCCUACAAGACUUCCUGGAAAUCUUUCGCAGUCUUUCCUGUUCCAUUUUCCCCACGUCCUCCUAUAGCAUGCGUUUCUGCAGCCAGACCAGAGCGU
Messenger RNA from Propithecus coquereli (Coquerel's sifaka), 1646 nucleotides. RefSeq names its product pyrimidinergic receptor P2Y, G-protein coupled, 4 (gene P2RY4). Gene Ontology annotation, biological process: G protein-coupled receptor signaling pathway; transepithelial chloride transport. Gene Ontology annotation, cellular component: plasma membrane. NCBI's taxonomy places the organism in Eukaryota, Metazoa, Chordata, Mammalia, Primates, Indriidae. Gene Ontology annotation, molecular function: G protein-coupled purinergic nucleotide receptor activity; G protein-coupled UTP receptor activity. The coding region runs from base 173 to 1240 and encodes 355 amino acids. The record is from RefSeq and is a predicted model, not a curated record. The transcript has a single exon.